Eucalyptus grandis is the source of this 2178-nucleotide messenger RNA. RefSeq names its product galactoside 2-alpha-L-fucosyltransferase. Gene Ontology annotation, cellular component: membrane; Golgi apparatus. Bases 165 to 1913 code for a protein of 582 amino acids. Gene Ontology annotation, biological process: cell wall biogenesis; xyloglucan biosynthetic process. The record is from RefSeq and is a predicted model, not a curated record. Gene Ontology annotation, molecular function: galactoside 2-alpha-L-fucosyltransferase activity. The transcript has 2 exons. Lineage: Eukaryota; Viridiplantae; Streptophyta; Magnoliopsida; Myrtales; Myrtaceae.
CCCGACCAGUCCGCCUCCUUCUUAUUCUUCUUCUUCGCCAAAGCUUCAUCGGACUCCAGCUCCGCAUCGCUCUCUCUUCAUCUUCUUCUUCAUCGAUCUCGCGACGUGAAGCGCCCGUCCGCUGUCAUCGGCGACGAGCUUUUCGGAAUGGCCGGCGCUCCCGAAUGGAUCUGAGCUCUUUCCGGAGGCGCUCGUCGCCGUCGCCGUCCCCGGAUCGUGGCUCGGCCCGCCGCGGGUUCCUCCCGGCGCCCGCGAGGAGGCUCGGUCUCGGCGCGAUGAGGCUCAACCACAUCUUGGCUUCGACUCUGCUGGUCCUCCCUCUCCUCGCGACGAUCUCGGUGUUCUAUCCUCGCGACGGGGCGCGGCGACCUCCCGAUCGCGCCGUCGGGUUCGCGGAAGCGAGGGUUCUGGACGGGAGGGCGCUGAGUGGCAACGCUACGCCGCUGGUCUCAGAUGACACUGACAGUUACUCUCCGCCAGUGGACUUGCCUAAGAAUGAUUUGCUCGGCGGGCUUCUUGCUGCUGAGUUCGAUAAGCAAUCGUGCUUAAGCAGGUUCCAGUCAGCCAUCUAUCAGAAGAUUUCACCCCAUAAGCCUUCUUCAUUUCUCGUUUCCAAGCUCAGAGAGUACGAAAAGCUUCAUAAGCGCUGCGGUCCCUACACUCAGUCCUAUAAUGAGACAUUGGCAAACAUCAAUUCUGGCAAGGCUAUUGGAUCUACAGAUUGUAAAUAUAUUGUCUGGAUAUCUUUCAGUGGCUUGGGAAACAGAAUAUUGACCCUGGCUUCAGCAUUUCUUUAUGCUCUCCUGACCAAUCGUGUCCUGCUUGUUGACCGAGGAAAAGACAUGGCGGAUCUCUUCUGCGAACCAUUUCCAGGGAAAUCUUGGUUACUUCCUACUGAUUUCCCCCUUGUUAAUCAGUUCCAAAGCUUUGGCCAGAAUUCUCCCAAUUGUCAUGGAAACAUGCUGAAAAAUAACAUCAUAAACACAUCUACCAACACGUUACCAGCCUAUCUAUAUCUCCACUUGGCCCAUGACUAUGGAGACCAUGACAAGCUUUUCUUCUGCGAUGAAGAACAAACUGUACUUGCCAAGGUUCCUUGGUUGGUUUUGAAGACAGACAAUUAUUUUGUCCCCUCCCUGUUCUUGAUGUCCUCCUUUGAUGAAGAACUGAGCAAAUUAUUUCCUGAUAAAGAGACUGUUUUUCACCACUUGGGUAGGUACCUCUUUCAUCCCACUAAUCGGGUGUGGGGACUGAUUACUAGGUACUACCAGGCUUAUUUAGCAAAGGCAGAUGAGAAGAUCGGGAUCCAGGUAAGAGUUUUCGAAGAGGGAAAUGGUCCAUUCCCACAUGUAAUGGACCAAAUAUUAGCCUGCACACUGAAGGAGAAAUUGCUGCCUGAAGUAGAUGAGAAAGGAUUUAUCAGCUCUCCUCUAGAAAACCAGAAGCUAAAAGCCGUUCUUUUGACAUCUCUAAGUUCCGGAUACUCUGAAAAACUAAAAGACAUGUAUUGGGAGUACCCGACUGUCAAUGGGGACUUGGUUGGGAUUUAUCAACCGAGCCAUGAAGAAUACCAGCAGACAGAAAGGCAAUUACACAACCAGAAAGCGUGGGCUGAAAUGUAUCUCCUUAGUAUGUCUGAUGUAUUAGUCACCAGUUCGUGGUCGACAUUUGGGUAUGUAGCUCAGGGCCUUGGGGGUUUGAAGCCUUGGAUCCUUUACAAGCCUGAGAACAGAACUGCUCCCAACCCACCUUGUCGUAGAGCCAUGUCGAUGGAACCAUGCUUUCACGCUCCUCCUUUCUAUGACUGCAAGACUAAGGCGGGAACCGACACAGGUGCAUUGGUGCCUCAUGUGAGACACUGCGAGGACAUGAGCUGGGGUCUCAAGGUGGUCAGUGGUCACGAUGAGUUAUAGUUCUAUGAUGAGCUACAGUUCUUAGAUCUUAUCUUUUCAAAUUUCAUUUUUUGAAUGCAACUUUAGCUUAAGGUAGAAAUUAUUGGUGGAGCUAAUUUGAUUUAUUGCAGAGUACUUACAAGGGUUGUGCAUAAUUUUGACAUAUGCUGUUGUCGAUGUAGAACGGCAGAGUAGUAUUGGAGAAUUUUGAUGAGCAAGAAGGUUUGGAAAUUUCAGGCGUAUGAGAUGAAGCACGCUUUAUAUUCAACGAUGUUAUUAUUUGCUA